CUUUAAUUYGGAUGUUUGAUUUUAUUCUGAUUGAGAACCUACUCUGCUAGCUGUGCUCCAGAUUACUACCAAAAGAAACCGGCUUAAAAUGAAAGUCUUGAGUCUUUCGUUAAUUCUAUUUGGCUUGCAGUUCCUUCUAAUUGCUGAAGGAACACAAGUAGCCAAGAUCAAAAAAGGUGGGGAUGUUACCGUAAACGUUGUUGUCCCCAAUUCCAAAAAGAUGUUUGGCUUGAUGAAGAUGUUAGACAAGAAGUUGGAUCGACUUAUUAAAGCAGUUGGCUCGGCCGAAAACGGCCUUUCUUGUCCCAAGAUGCCCAAGAACUGUGCUGAGGUCCUCAAGUGUAAUGGAAGCAAAAGUGGGGUUUACACAAUCAAACCAGACAGAAAAGGGCCUUUUAAGGUUUACUGCGACCAAAAGACUAAUGGCGGUGGAUGGACAGUCUUUCAAAGACGAAAAGACGGAUCUGUUGAUUUCUAUCGCGGGUGGACUGACUACAAAAAUGGCUUCGGUGACCUGAAAGGAGAGUUCUGGUUGGGACUUGAGAAAAUCUAUCGACUGACCCAUCAGACUCGUAACCGUCUUCGUGUGGAUCUUGAGGACACCAGUGGCGCACGUGCGUAUGCUGAGUACGACUUCUUUGCCGUGUCGAGUGGAGGAAGCAAGUACAGCUUGAGUCUUGGAACUUACACAGGUAAUUCAGGUGAUUCGAUGUCUUUUCAGCGAGGUAUGGCUUUCUCCACUAAAGAUAAUGACAAUGACACAGGGAGACGCAACUGUGCCGUUGUAUUCAAAGGGGCAUGGUGGUACGAUAAUUGUUUUCGAUCGAACCUCAAUGGUCAGUACCUCCACGGGAAGCACAAGAAACCUUGGCAAGGUAUCAUAUGGUACAAAUGGAAAGGUCAUAGCUAUUCACUUAAGGGAGAUGAGUUAAAAAUAAGACCAUUAUAAGACUAGAUAACCGUCUUUCCACACAUAACCAAGAUUAGAAAGUAGAUUAGUCUCAGGAUAGAGAAUUGUAAGCACCUGACUCAUGUAAAACGUCCAUCCAAUUCUUGAAGGAUAAGUAUCGCUAACAGUAAGAGGAGUUACUAAAUAAAAGAUUGAAGCAUUAAAAGCAG
Molecule: messenger RNA, 1119 nt
Organism: Actinia tenebrosa (Australian red waratah sea anemone)
Lineage: Eukaryota; Metazoa; Cnidaria; Anthozoa; Actiniaria; Actiniidae
Product: ficolin-2-like
Source: RefSeq, a predicted model, not a curated record